AUGGCGGACCGCUUCGCCGCGCUCGCCGGCUAUGCCGAAGACGACGAGUCGGGCACCGACUUCAACUCGACGCGCGCCGGCGCCCCCGCCGGCGGGCUCACCACCAUGCUCGACGCCAGCAGCGACUCGCUCCUCGUGCCCGUGGCCGCAGCCAAGGCGUCGGCCGCAGCGGCGCCGCAGCGCACCGCACCGCCGCCACGUCCGCUCUCGCCUCGCCAGACCAACGCGCCCACAGCGCAGCCGUCUGAUGCGCGGCCCGCUCCGCCGCCCGCCACGCCCCGCAUCGCCGGCGCCGGGCCGCGCGGCAACGACGCUCCCUCGACGCGCCGCAAGGCCGAGCACCGGCGGCUGCAGGGCAUUCGCAUCCUGGCCGGCGAGGAUGAGGCUGCGGCUGCUGCAGCGGCGGCAACGGCCGCAGCCAUCGCAGCCGACGACGACGAGCUCCUGUCGGAGGACUCCGACGACGAGCUGGCGCGCAUGCAGGCCGACAUGUCGCGCGCCGCCGACACGACGGCGGGCAACGGCGACGAGAGCGCCAUGGUCGGGCUGCGCGCGCAGAAGCAGCGGAUGCAGGGCGGCAUCAGCCUGAAGGGCAACGAGGAGCGCACGCGUGCGCUGCAGGCCGAGAACAACGAGCUCAAGCUCGAGGUGGACCUGCUGCGCAAGCGCUACACGCACAACGACGCCCUGCGCGAGCUGGCCGUCGUCGUCAAGGAGCGUGCGGCGCUGCAGCAGCAGCUCCUGGGCCUGUCGCAGUUCGCCAACAAGACACUCGAUGAGGCCAAACUGUCGAAGAAGAUCAUCAAGAAGCUCGGCACCGACACCGUCGAGAGCCUGCGCGAGGCCGCUGAGAACGCGCGAGCAGAGGCCAGGGAGGAGCGCGAGCGCGCCGAGGCGUUGCGGCGUGAGCUGGCAAGCGCGAGGCAGAACGAGGCGGGAUCAGUCCAGCAAGAGGCCGAGAUCAAGGCCCUGCGCGACGAGCUCGAGGGCAUCAAGCUUGACCACAAAGACGAGCUGUUUGAGCUGCAGAAGGAGAAGGAGGACCUGGAGGACCGCAUCGAUGCGCUUGCCGCUACGGAGCGCGACCGCGAUGCCGCCGAGGACCAGGUCGCUGCUCUCAACGAGGAUCUCGCGGCGCUGCGUGCGGAGAACGAGCAGAUGUCCACGCAGAUGGAUCAGCUCGAGGAUGUCAAGGCCGCUCUGACCGAGGAGCUGGACAAGCGCCAGACGCACUUGCAGGAGCUGCUUGCAUCAGAAGAGGCCCUCCAGGCCGAGCUUGAGGUUGGGCGGCAGCGUCUCGAGCUGCAGUCUGAGGAGCGGGGCGCGCUGGCGGAGGACAUGGAGCGCCAGCUGCGUCACGCCGAGGACUCGAUUGCUGAGCGCCUGCAGCAGCAAAUCAACGCCCUGCGCGACGAGCUCAGCGAGGCGAACGUCCAUCUACAGGAUCGCGAGAACCGCGUCGACGACCUCGAGCUCAAUGCGGCAGAGCUCAAUGCGCAGCUCGAGCAGGCAGAGACGGAUCUCAAGGCCCUCGAGGAGGCGUUGAAUGAGAAGACCGAGGCGUGCGAGGCGGCCUACCGCGAGGGCGAUGAGCUCGAGGCAGCGCGUGACGAGCUCGAGGCCAAGCUCAACGAGGCGAACGCCGCCAUCGAGACGCUCGACCAGGAGAUGGAGGACCGGCAUCGCGAGGUGGAGCAGACGAAUGCCGAGAUCCGCGAUCUCUCGGAGCGGAAUCAGCAGCUUGAAGAGCAGGUCGACGAGCUGAACGCGGAGCUGCAGCACGUCAAUGACCGGCUUAGCGCGACGGAGGAGAAGUUUGUCGAGGAGACGCAGCUUCUAUCGCGCAAGAAUGCUGCGCUGAAGGAGCGACUGGCGGACGCCGACGCUGCGCUUGCGGAUGCCCAUGCCCAGGGCGACGCCACGCAGCACGACAUCGAGGACGCGCUCAAGGAAUCCAGCGCGCUUGGCCGGCGCGUCGACCAGCUCAAGCAGGAGCUCGACGACGUGCACAGCGAGAAGGACCGCAUCGAGGCCAAGCUGGACGACGUGCUGUCUGAUCUGCGCGACGAGGAGCGGCUGCGUGAGAAGGCCGAGGACGAUGCUGUCGCGCGUUUCGAGGAGGCAGAGAAGAAGUACCGCGGCAUCAUUGACGACAAGGAGGACGACAUUGCCUCGCUCAAGCAGGAUCUCGCCUCGUCGGAGGCGGCGCUGCAGGCCCGCCUCGAGGACCUGGAGCGCCUGCAGGACGCACUGCGCAACAAGGAGUCCGAGAGCCGCCGGCUCGGCCAGAGCCACUCUGACCAGCACCAGUCGCUUGAGCUCGAGAUUGAGCGCCUCAAGCGUGACCUCGCGCGCUGCGAGGCAGACCUGGAGCGGGCGCGCAAGGACCUCGACCGCAAGGACGAGACGCUGCGCGAGCGCGAGGACAGUCUGGCCCGCCUGACCACCGAGCACCGCAGCACGGCGGACAAGCUCGCCUCUGAGAGCAGCGCGCUGCAGAGCCUGCAGGAGAAGCUCGCGGCACAACUCAGGGCCGUGGAGGACAAGCAGGCCGAGCUGGAGCAAGCUCGCGCGGACGUCACGCGCCUCGAGCGCGAGCUCGCUGCCGGAGACCGCUCGCUGGCCGCGGACCAGGAGAAGACGCGCAAGCAGCUCAAGGAGAGCAACAAUCUGCUCAUGGAGAUCUACGACGAUCUCAGCAAGUCGAUCACUGCCGACCGCGCCACGCCACGCAAGGGCGCCGUGGAGCCCAAGCCGUUCAGCAACUUUGUCGUCUUCCAGGACAAGCUCGUGCGCCUCGUCGCGCGCGUUCUCACAUUCAAGUCGCAGUUUGCCGAGCGCGCCAAGGCCAUCGAGGAGCAGUUCGGCGAGGCGACGCAGGCGCUCAAGCGGCAGCAGGAGGCCAAGUUCCGGCAGCUCGAGAAGCUCGAGGCGACUGUGGUCAACGUGCAGGGCAAGCAGACGCAGUGGCGCGACCGCGUCAAGAUGAAGACGGACGAGCUCGCCGCGGUCAAGGCGACCAAGUCGGAGCUCGAGGCGCAGCUGAGCUCGCUGCGCACGCGCGCGGCACUCAGCUCGCCGGGCGAGGGCAACAAGCAGGCGGCGCUUGCCUCGCGCGCCGGCGGUCUGGAGCGGCGCCUCGCGACGGCGCAGAGCCAGCUGACGCAGGCCGAGGAGCGCCUCGCCGACGCGCGCGUCAAGUACAGCGAGGGCGAGGGCAAGUGGGCGGCGCGCAUCAAGGAGCUCGAGAUGCGCUGCCGCCAGGCCGAGGAGAAGUACAAGCGCGAGCGGCAGGGCGCAAAGGAGCGCGUCGCGGAGAUGAACGAGCAGAUCAAGCAGAAGGAGAAGGAGGUCGAGGCGGCGAACCGGCGGCGAGGGACCGUGGCGCACGUCGCCGAGAACCUGGCGCGCGUCGCCUGAGCUUGUGUAUCGUCUCGGAGUGGCUUGUCUGCCGUCGUCAUUGCUCUGUAACCUCCGUCACCUGGGCCGCGCGCUAUCCAUACCCCCUCUGUAGUCUAUCUCGCCCUUGCAUUAUCAUCAUGUGCCAU
Tilletiopsis washingtonensis is the source of this 3548-nucleotide messenger RNA. RefSeq lists its product as hypothetical. NCBI's taxonomy places the organism in Eukaryota, Fungi, Basidiomycota, Exobasidiomycetes, Entylomatales. The coding region runs from base 1 to 3420 and encodes 1139 amino acids. The record is from RefSeq and is a predicted model, not a curated record. The transcript has 12 exons.